Messenger RNA from Sphaeroforma arctica JP610, 966 nucleotides. RefSeq lists its product as hypothetical. The record is from RefSeq and is a predicted model, not a curated record. Gene Ontology annotation, cellular component: snRNA-activating protein complex. Gene Ontology annotation, biological process: snRNA transcription by RNA polymerase III; snRNA transcription by RNA polymerase II. The coding region runs from base 194 to 694 and encodes 166 amino acids. The transcript has 4 exons. NCBI's taxonomy places the organism in Eukaryota, Ichthyosporea, Ichthyophonida. Gene Ontology annotation, molecular function: RNA polymerase III type 3 promoter sequence-specific DNA binding; core promoter sequence-specific DNA binding; RNA polymerase II cis-regulatory region sequence-specific DNA binding.
AGAUGACCUUCUAAUCGAUAUAUCUGUAUACCACCGUACUACUGGAAGGAAACACCUGAGUGUUCAGGUUUACAAUCGACAAUGCUUAUGUUCGUUGCGUGAUCUGAUCGUGUGUGCUGGCGAUAAACCUCGAUCGGGGAAUCUACAGGGAAAUUCGGCCUACUUUUUCAUCGAAAGGAAUUUCUACAGCGAUAUGCGUUCGCCGGACGCUGUUGACUAUAGUAUACCAGUUCUGCAGUGGCUAAAGGAAACCACGACAGAUCGGGCCAACUCCGGCAAUCACCAGGGUGAAGCACUAGGGUCCUUCAAAAUGGAGGAUCAUACUUUUGCUGACCUCUCUGUUCGUUUGGGUGUGCAGUAUCGGUUCGUACAUCAGGGCCAGUGCGAGCAUGUGCUCAAAUUCGAGCGUGUACGUGUCGCAGGAAGCCUUUGGAAACAACCGACUGAUGGCGAUGGCAAUAUGUUUCGAUACGAAAUGAACUAUCCGGUGACCACAUACACAUUAAAGCCCAGGGCGCAGAAGUGUGGAGUGUGUACGCUCUAUGCUGCGAAGUACGCUGUACAUGAUAGUGCGAUUCUUAUCGAGACUCCGGCCUUCCUCUGUGAGAUUUGUUUCGAUUCUCUACACCGUGAUGCCAGUGGCAAUAUCAUCCUGGAGGUGGGACCAAAAUUCCAAGUGGAAAGCUUCCCAUAGAUGCCUCACUAUUACGCGUGUGUUGCUGGUAACAGCCUCGAUAAUAUGGGCGAAGGGUAUCGAGUGAUACAACUUCUGGCAGUCCACUCUGAGUACUCGAAACUAGCUGCGCUUUCUUGGUCAUUACAUGGACUUUCACUCGCGUCGAGUGAAAUUUUAUAAGCUUUCAUUCGCUUUAAGUGGCUCUUGAAAAGUUAGGCGUAGAUUUUCUCGCGCGAAAUUGUGAGUUUCCUUGCUUGCUGAAAAAUCAUUCGUGGUCACACAUACACGCG